Cercopithifilaria johnstoni is the source of this 999-nucleotide messenger RNA. NCBI's taxonomy places the organism in Eukaryota, Metazoa, Nematoda, Chromadorea, Rhabditida, Onchocercidae. The record is from the annotation of a GenBank genome assembly.
AUGGAUGUCUUCCUUGAUUUUUGCCGUAAAGAUGUGGACAUUAGCAAAAAUGCAACUAAUGAACUGCUACUUACAAAACACAUGGAUUUCAUUGCUCGUUAUGUCGAAAAUAAGGAAUCAUAUGAAAAUGUUACUACGGAAUAUCUUCGAGUGAGUGGUAUCUAUUGGUGUUUGCAAGCAAUGGACAUAAUGGACUGUUUGCAUGAAAUGGAUGUUAAUGAGAUUGCUGUUUACGUGAAACGGCGUCAGCAACCAAAUGGUGGUUUUGCACCUGCUGAACAACAUGAUGAUCAUUUACUGCAUACAUUGAGUGCUGUACAAAUAAUGAUAAUGCUACGUAAACUGGAUGAAAUUGAUACAGAUGCGGUGGCCCGUUAUGUCACAUCCUUACAAAAUGAAGACGGAAGUUUUGGCGGCGAUGAAUACAAUGAGAUUGAUACUCGCUUCUCAUUCUGUGCAUUGGCGACGCUUCAUUUGAUUGGAAAGUUAGAAAACUCGAUAAACAUAGAAAAAGCUGUAGAUUUCAUUCUUCUUUGUUACAAUUUCGAUGGUGGAUUUGGAAGAAAGCCUGGUUCAGAAAGCCAUGCUGGACAGGUAUAUUGUUGUUUGGGAAGCCUGGCGAUAGCAGAUUGCUUGGAAAUGAUCGACGUUCAGCGAACGGCACGAUGGUUGGCAGAAAGACAAUGUCGGUCAGGUGGCCUGAAUGGUAGACCAGAGAAAUUACCGGAUGUUUGUUACUCCUGGUGGGUACUUGCAUCGUUGAAAAUACUUGGACGAUUGCACUGGAUUGAUAAUAAGUCGAUGAUAAAGUAUAUAUUAGCAUGUCAAGACAAAGAUGGUGGUUUUGCUGAUAGACCAGGAGAUGUGGCUGAUCCUUUCCAUACUGUUUUUGGGCUUGCAGGACUAAGCUUACUUGGCGGUCACAGUAAGUUGUUAACAGCAGUUGAUCCUAUAUUCUGCAUGGGGAAGAAAUGUCUUGGUGAUUUAUCUAUAUGUUAA